CUGAAGUCAGCCCGUGAGUGUAACGAUGGCAGGGAGAUCGUCACUUUUUAAAGUCAUUCUCCUUGGAGAUGGUGGCGUUGGGAAGAGUUCUCUGAUGAACAGAUAUGUAACUAAUAAGUUUGAUGCCCAGCUGUUCCAUACAAUAGGUGUGGAAUUUUUAAAUAAAGAUUUGGAGGUGGAUGGACAUUUUGUUACCAUGCAGAUUUGGGACACAGCUGGCCAAGAGCGAUUCCGGAGCCUGAGGACGCCAUUUUACAGGGGUUCUGACUGUUGCCUGCUCACUUUCAGUGUCGAUGAUUCACAAAGCUUCCAGAACCUGAGUAACUGGAAGAAAGAAUUCAUAUACUAUGCAGACGUGAAAGAGCCAGAAAGCUUUCCUUUUGUGAUUUUGGGCAACAAGAUUGACAUAAGUGAGCGACAGGUGUCCACACAAGAGGCCCAGGCCUGGUGCAGGGACAACGGUGACCAUCCUUACUUUGAAACGAGUGCGAAAGAUGCCACCAAUGUCGCGGCCGCCUUCGAGGAAGCGGUUCGGAGAGUUCUUGCUACAGAGGAUAGGUCGGAUCACCUGAUUCAGACAGACACAGUCAAUCUCCACCGAAAGCCCACACCUAGCUCAUCUUGCUGUUGACCGUACGGACGGUUGGUGCAUUCUAACCCACUCACAUGCAUAACCACGAGAGUGGAUAAGCAAAUUAGUCUUCGCAGCGGUGAGCCAUGGAGAGAGAUCAGCAGACAGGACUCGCAGCUGCUCCGGGAGUCGGCGGGAGAAGGGAUGUGUCCACUCUAGAGGAAUCUGUUUAAGCAAUAAUGGCACUUGCAUUUAGAAAUUAUAACGGUUGUCUAAUGUUC
This is a messenger RNA of Ochotona princeps (American pika), 852 nucleotides long. It is a transcript of the gene RAB9A, whose product is annotated as RAB9A, member RAS oncogene family. The transcript has a single exon. Gene Ontology annotation, cellular component: late endosome; phagocytic vesicle; lysosome. Gene Ontology annotation, molecular function: GTPase activity; GTP binding. The record is from RefSeq and is a predicted model, not a curated record. The coding region runs from base 26 to 631 and encodes 201 amino acids. Gene Ontology annotation, biological process: retrograde transport, endosome to Golgi; Rab protein signal transduction. NCBI's taxonomy places the organism in Eukaryota, Metazoa, Chordata, Mammalia, Lagomorpha, Ochotonidae.